CACUAAUUCUCGAACACGUCCCUCGGUGCCGGCAUAGGUGCGUGUACUGCAUCUUUCCGGGUUCUGACUCGCCGUGCCCUGUGCGGGUCAUCGCUUGCGGAUCUGGGUUGGGCGCAAGGCGGAUAGAGCAAACCGGGCGUGUGCACUCCUCCAGAGGAGCUAGCGGAACGGGCCGCUAGUGGAGCUUUUUGGUAACUGAAGCCAGAGGGAGUGGUUGCAGGCUUCAGCUGUGUUUUUCCAAGCCUGGUCGGCUGUGCAGUGGAGCCCAGGUUCCAGGGAUGUAUAUGCAGGUGGAGACACGCACCAGCACCCGCCUCCAUCUGAAGAGGGCUCCAGGCAUCCGGUCUUGGUCCCUGCUGGUCGGAAUAUUAUCCACUGGCCUGGCUGCUGCCUAUUACAGUGGAGAUAGUCUGGGCUGGAAGCUCUUCUAUGUCACGGGCUGCCUGUUUGUGGCUGUACAGAACUUGGAGGACUGGGAGGAGGCCAUUUUCAACAAGAGCACUGGGAAGGUCAUCUUAAAAACAUUCAGCCUCUACAAGAAGCUGCUGACUCUUCUCAGAGCAGGCCAUGAUCAAGUGGUAGUCCUGCUGAAAGACAUCCAGGACGUGAAUGUGGAGGAGGAGAAGGUCCGUUACUUUGGCAAGGGCUACAUGGUGGUGCUCCGGUUUGCAACUGGCUUCUCCCAUCCCCUCACACAGAGUGCAAUCAUGGGCCGACGCAGUGAUGUGGAAGCCAUUGCCAAACUCAUCACUAGCUUCUUGGAGCUGCAUCGCCUGGAGAGCCCCUCAGAACGGUCACAAAGCAGCGACAGUGAACCUGACAUCCCUGGUGGCCAGAGCUGACACUGUGGAAUGGCUGCUGGUAAAUGUCACCCACUUCUGAUACGUCUCCAACCGACUUGCUAAUUAUAAGGGUACAGGCAGAUCUUGGGCACCUGCCUAUGGUUCGUUGGGGAGUUCUACUAUGGACCACCUGCCUUUUGCUUGUUUGUGCUUCUACACUUUGCAGAACCAUGGGCUAGACCUCUUCCACAAUUCAGAAAGGUUGCAUUUAUCAGGAUGUAGGGGGUGGAUGCUACAUCUAGGGGGAGGGCAAGGUCUCAGAUAUUAGUGCCUUCCCCAGAGUUAUACUGCAGCUGUGGGUUGGGCAGCACAGCCUGGUCUGGAUAAGCUUACACAAGGGCAGUCUGAAGCAUCAGAUGCCAAGCUUUCUUCAGCAUAAGCCUAGUGACUGCCUUCAAGACGCCUUGCCACCCCAGGCUACUGUAGGCAAGACUCCACUUCACAGUGAGAGUGAGACACUCACAUUCAUGUAGGAAGGACCCACUCCUGUGCACACUGAUGUCUACUGUCCCUCACCAUCCCUCAAGAUGGACACUCUUGGUGGUCAGGGGCUUCCCUGAAGGCAACUCUGGAUGCUGGAUGCCUGGCCACAGAACUCUCAGAGAAAUCAGAGUGCUGCUGACUACCCCGUUCCUUCUUAGGCCACUUGUCUGAGAUCCCAGGGUGUCGGAGCACAGCUGUCAGGAAUGGAAGGCUCUCCCAGUCCAGCAUGGAAAGAAGCUGCUGGUGGAGAGAAGCUCACUUUUGGCAUCCUGCAGCCUUUAAGACCUGGGAGCUCCUUUACAGAAACUGAAUCUUAGCCUUUCAAGCCUGGAAAACACCUGAGGAAAGUAGGCAUGUAGAGGCACAGCGCUAUAAAUCCUAGUGUUCAGAAGUGAGGCGGGAAGAAUGUUCCAAGGCCAGUCUGGGCCGUGGCCUCUUCUAAUAAAAUUGGUACCAACCACUAAUGGUCCUUUUCUGCCCUUCUGGUUUCCUUCUGAGUGGACUCAAGUCCCUCAAAAGUACAUUGUUUACUAAGUUCCCAGCGUGGCCUCUAGGCCUAAAAGCUGUGGAUCUCUGGGCUACAUACAGCUCCUCAAAGCUGCAGACUCAUACCUCGUCAGGUAGAACUGGGAGACUGAAGGUUAUACAGGCACAGAAGUUAAGGCAGCCUUGAGGCCGCUGUCCCUAGGCUGAGCAGAGUAGUUAGGCAAGAACUCUGACCAGGUCUUCUGAGUGACUGCCACUAGUCCCGAUUUGGAGACAUGGUCCCUUGAACAUGCCAAACUGACCUUUUUAAAUAGUUAAGUUAGAGAUUUUUCUCCCUAGGUGAAAUGUGAAAUAUAGCUUGUUGGUUUUUGGCUUGUUGCGUACAGACUCUUAAGGUACUUUAGACAAGAAAGGAAGGAGUCUGUCUCUUAGGUGCUGUCUUAUCCCCUUCUGAUAUUGCCCAGUGCUGAGACUCAUUCCUGGGUGAAGGCAUGAAAUUCUUUGUGGUGGUAAAAGGUUGGCUGAAGUUUCUGUUGGUGGGACUUCCACUUCUACUGGUCUUUUUAUUUCAGAAGUAAUAAAGCUCUACAUGCAAAUUGCAAA
This is a messenger RNA of Grammomys surdaster, 2414 nucleotides long. Its product is annotated as cytochrome b-245 chaperone 1. The transcript has 7 exons. The record is from RefSeq and is a predicted model, not a curated record. Lineage: Eukaryota; Metazoa; Chordata; Mammalia; Rodentia; Muridae. The coding region runs from base 279 to 842 and encodes 187 amino acids.